Linum trigynum is the source of this 375-nucleotide messenger RNA. The record is from the annotation of a GenBank genome assembly. NCBI's taxonomy places the organism in Eukaryota, Viridiplantae, Streptophyta, Magnoliopsida, Malpighiales, Linaceae.
AUGGAGUUCAGCCUUCCUAAGGCGGAGCUGGGUGCAAAAAUUUCCUCUCAGGAAGCUCGCCGACGCAAAUUGAUACUUGAUGAUUCAGAGGAUGAAUCUCCUCUACCUCAGCUGCCGCCGAAAGGGAUAGAAGAGAGUGUGGAUGGGAGGAAGAAGGGGAAAAGGCUGGUCAAGAAAGGGUUGAUUUCGGAGGGGAUGGGGAAGGCCUCGGCCCGUAAAAGCUCAAUGAGAAAAGAGAAAGGGUCUUCCUCGGCCCGACCCGAGAAGGCUGCAGGAAGCCCGAUGAAACAGCGAAAGGCAAAGGGCCGCAAGAACCAGGCCUUGGCCCACUUGCCUAAGGGGAAGGGGGGUUGGCUGGGCAGGUGGGCUCUCUAG